AUGGGGGAGACUGUCGGACAACAGCUCCCCGAGCCGGCGCUGAGCUUCACGCUGCCCAGUCUGCACGACGGAACGGUGCUCGACUGCCGCGUCUACCACCCGGCGUCGCUGGCCGCCGCCAACCCUCGCGCGCCGCCGUGGGAGAGACACGCGGCCGUGGUCGCGCACCCGUACGCGCCCAUGGGCGGCUGUUACGACGACCCGAUCCUGGACAGCGUGGCCGCGACCCUGCUGCGGACGGGGUACCUCGUGGGCACCUUUAAUUUCAGAGGCGCGCGCCAUUCCGCCGGUCGGACGUCGUGGACGGCGAGGCCGGAACGAGACGACUACGCGAGCGUGGUGGGCUUGGUGGUGCAUUACGUGCACUUUCUGGAUCCCUUUGCAGGGCCGGAGGCCGCCGAGGCCGCGCGAGACGUCGUCGACGAAGCGUCCCCGCGUGCGCCGCCCACGAAUGCGCCGCCCGCGCCCGUCCUGCUCAUGGGCGGCUACUCGUACGGCGCCAUGAUCACGGCGCAGAUCCCCCCGCUGGACCAGCUCCUCGAGCCGUUUGCCCGCCCGGCCGGCGGCUCGCACGCCGCGCAGAUCCGACUCCGGGCGCAGCACCUCGCAGAGCGGCAGAACCCCGGCCAGGUGCGGGUUCGCGUGGGCGGCGAAGAGGGCGACGCGCGGCCACGCAAGAGUCACGACAGCAGCAGCUUCGGACCGAGGAGCUCCUCGCUCGACGCCGACGACAGGUUCCCCAGGGGAGCGCGCGAGCUGCUCGUGGCCAGGCGGCGCGACAAGCACCCGCGGCCCCGAGCGUCGACGAGCCCGACAGGCGACGCACAAACGGCAGCCGAGGCCGGCGAGCAGGAAGAGCUGCCCGUCAUCGCGGGCCUGGUGCGACCCCGGCCGGCCUAUCUGCUCGUGUCGCCGCUACAAGGCCUCGUCACGCACCUGGCGACCAUGUCGCUGCUCCCGUCGCGCACGAGACGCCUACGGCACGCCGCCGCCGCCGCCGACGACGACGACGCGGCCGCCCUGGCCGCCGAGGACAAGCUCAUCCUGAACUCGACGCUUGCCGUCUUCGGCGACAAGGAUGGCCUCGUGCCGGUGGGCAGGCUGCGCGCGUGGACGGCCAGGCUGGGCGGCAGGCCGGGCUCGCAGUUUGCAGGACGUGAGGUGGCCACGGCGGGCCACUUCUGGGGACAGGCCGGCGUGCUGCUGCUGAUGACGGAGAGCAUCGCGGCAUUUGCCGGCCGACUGGUGCGCGAGGCCACGUAA
Messenger RNA from Metarhizium album ARSEF 1941, 1263 nucleotides. RefSeq lists its product as uncharacterized. The record is from RefSeq and is a predicted model, not a curated record. NCBI's taxonomy places the organism in Eukaryota, Fungi, Ascomycota, Sordariomycetes, Hypocreales, Clavicipitaceae. The transcript is spliced from 2 exons. The coding region runs from base 1 to 1263 and encodes 420 amino acids.